Babesia ovata is the source of this 933-nucleotide messenger RNA. RefSeq names its product NADH:ubiquinone oxidoreductase complex I intermediate-associated 30, putative. NCBI's taxonomy places the organism in Eukaryota, Apicomplexa, Aconoidasida, Piroplasmida, Babesiidae. The transcript has a single exon. The record is from RefSeq and is a predicted model, not a curated record. Bases 1 to 933 code for a protein of 310 amino acids.
AUGGCUGGCCGCAGAGUUGUGUGCGAUACGGAUGGGUCUGCGGGGGACGGAAGGCCGACUGAUCCGGCGAAGUCUGUUUCUAUUGGUGGUGACAACGAUAGACAUAAGGAUACGUUGAAGGAGAUACGGUGGCCGCAGAAGCUGGUGAACAUGUUGUCUAGAUGGAUGCCCAUUUUUGUGGUGGUCCUUAUUGCCUCUUGGAUGAUAUAUCAGCGCGUUGAGUCGCAUCGUGUACCAGAAAAUCCGCCGUUAGAUGAAGUUAACGACUCUGCGGCUACUAAAGGCGAUAAGGUUACAAAGGACGUUACAGCCAGGAUAGGCAGUAAGGAUAGUAUCAUCUUUGGUAUGGAGCGUAGCAUCAAAUUGAUGGGGCUCAUAAUCUCUCGUUUUGAUACCACGGAGCAUUUCCUCAAUAGUAUCGAACCUGUCGAUAGUGUCGUGCCUAUCAUGGAGCGUAUGGAGCGCAUCUACGAUAGUGCCGAGCCUCUCAUGGAGCGUGUGGAGCACGUUAUGGACCGUAUCGAUCGCCUCGAUAGUGCCGACCCCAUCAUGGAGCUCAUCGGGACUCUCAUCGUUGCUGUCGAGGCUAUCGGCGGUAAUGUGAGUCGCAUCAGCCAUCGUAUGCGGCAUAUCGUCUAUCGUAUUCGUAGGAUGGAAGACCGUAUCAUCCCUGCCGAUAGUGUCGAGGGUCUUAUCGGUCGCAUCGAGAUUGUUAUCACUCUUAUCGAGCAUCUCGCCGAUGAUAUCGAGCGUGUCGUCAACAGCAUAGAGCAUGCGAUCGAUGGUACGGUUCCUGAGCAUCGUAACGAAGCGGAUAGUCCAGGCAACAUGGAUGCUGGAGACGAUGCGUAUGGUGACGUAGAUACAGAUUCUACAGGCGGCGCGUAUGGUGAACAAGACGCUCGCUGUGUUACAGAUCAGCUUCAAACUUGA